Molecule: messenger RNA, 1920 nt
Organism: Monoraphidium neglectum
Lineage: Eukaryota; Viridiplantae; Chlorophyta; Chlorophyceae; Sphaeropleales; Selenastraceae
Product: putative Vacuolar fusion protein MON1
Exons: 8
Coding region: 1-1920 (639 amino acids)
Biological process (GO): protein targeting to vacuole; vesicle-mediated transport
Source: RefSeq, a predicted model, not a curated record
AUGGAUCACGCAGCCCUAGACGAUCUGCACGCUGGUGGCGAGCAGCAGCACCAGCAGCAGCAGCAGCUGAAGCCGCGCGAUCAGGAGCGGUGGGGACCGGCGCACGCGCGCCACGCGAGCAGCAUCAGCUUCGGCAGCCUGGCCUCUGACAGCCAGCUCGAGACCCUGGGGGCUGCCAGCGAUGAUGAGGCAGCCGCGAGCGGUGACGGCAGCGAUGCCACCUCAGAGGCGACAGCCAGCGUCGCUGCCGCAGAGCACAACGGUGUCAGUGUAGCUGGUAAUGCUGUGGAGGGGUCCACGCGCGGUGUGCCUGAUCCGCCUGAGAAGCAGCCUGAGCAGCAGCAGCAGCAGCAGCAGCAGCAGCAGCAGCAGCAGCAGCAGCAGCAGCAGCAGCAGCAGCAAGAAACUUCACAGGUGGAGGCUGCAGCGUUGGCAAGCCACAGCGUCGGGGAGGUGGAGGCAGCCGAGGGCCGCUCUCAUGCGGCGCUGUCGCCUACGUCGCGCCUGGAGCUACGGCGGAUAAGCAGCAGCAGCCCGGAGCAGGACGAGGACAGCGCUUGGGGCUGCUGGAGCCGGCGGCGCCGCCACUUUUUCAUCGUCACCAGCGCGGGAAAACCUGUGUACAGCCGCCACGGCGACGAGGCCGCGCUCGCCGGCUUUUUGGCAGUGAUUCAGGCUGUGGUCAGCGUGGUGGGCGACCAGGGCGACGGCGUGCGCCACAUAACCUCGGGGCCUCUGAACAUCGUCUUCCUCGUGCGCGGCCACUUGUACUUAGUAGCCGCCUCAUCGCGGGCCGAGCCCGUCGCGGCGCUGCGCAUGCAGCUGCACAUGCUGCACCAGCACCUGCUGGUGCUGGUCACAGGCGGCAUCGAGCGCAUGCUGCAGCGCAACCCCGGCUACGACGCACGCCACCUGCUGGCUGGCUCCCAUUGCAGCCUCACGGCGCUGCUGUCGGCUCUCAGCGACGACCCCUUCUGGAUGAUGGGCGUGAUGGAGCCGGCCCAGCUGGCCGCGGCGGAGCGGAGAGCAGCGUUGGCCGCGCUGGCGGGCGCUGUGCAGGCCAGCGAGUCCCUUUACGGCGUCAUCAGCGCAGGGCGCCAGGUGGUUGCGCUUGAGGCCGGCCGCGGCGCUGCACCGCUGUCAGUGCUGGAUGUGCAGCUGCUGCUAAACUUCCUGGCGUCAAACGACGCGCUCAGGGCCGGCGAGACGUUUGUGCCCGUGUGCCUCCCGGGCUUCAACGCAACCGCGUUCCUGCACGCGUAUGUGGCGUGCCUGGACCCGGGCAGCGGCGUUUUCCUGGCGCUCCUGUCUGGCGGCAGCGACGCCUUCCACCGUCUGGCGGACCAGCGGGAGCCGGUGGAGGAGGCGCUCCGGCAGGCUGGCGUGCUGCAGCGGCUCUCAGAGGCGCACGCGGCCCCAGACGGCGGCCGGCUGCCGAUCGAGGCGCUCCCGUCGGCGGCAGGAGGCGGCGUCCCAGGGACAGCGACGCUGUGGCACUUUGCUGCGUCGUUCCCGUCACGGCGGCAAGGCGUGCAGGCGGCGCAUGCAGCGCACGUUUUUACGGACCGCAGGUCGAGAAAGGAGCUGAGCCGCGCAUAUGUGCGUGCCUACUGCACGCUCCACGCCCAGCAGCUGCAUGCGGCUGCAGGCGGCAGCAGCAACGGCGGCGGGGGUGGUGGCGCGGCGGCGGCGGCGGCAGCGUUCGUCAUGUCGUCUCAAACGCCGCGCCCGUCCCGCAUGCUGUGGGUUGCGAGCCCCCGCUGGGUGCUUCUGGCCCUGGCAGACAGGGAUUUGGAGCUGUACUGCUGCUUCGACGCCCUGGUCCCGCAGGAGGGCGCUGUGCGCGCUGGCGAGGCGCUGCGGCGGUGGCUGGGCGAGCGGGGGCGCGCCGACGCGCUGCUCAUGCCUUCGGGGGCAUAA